AUGGAUAUCAUAGAUUUGAACGACAGCGAAGAGCAAAAAUUAGAAUCGCAGCCACAACCAGAAGAUAAUCUUGAAAAACCAAAAAACGACGAGAAAGGGGACAAUCUCAAAACUGAUGGACAAACGAUUGAGAAGAUUGUGAAUAAUGACAAGGUGGUGGAAAGUACAGAAAUUUCUGUUAUAAAAGAAGAGAAAAAAGACGAAAAAAUAGACCCACUUGCUGUGGCAGACGAACCACAAGGUGAGUCCACUUUUUUUACUCCUUCCAAUUUUUUUGUCUCAGACCUCGAAGCUGAAAAAGAGAAAAAACAAAAGUACGACGAUGUUCUCUCGGAGUCUGCAAACAACACGACUUAUGUUGCCCCAGAGUUUAUAGAGACGACUGUUGACAACCCAGAAGUGAUUCAAGAUGCAAAUGGGAAGUUUAUCAUUUAUACAGUCACAACUCGAUCCUCAUACACCGAAUACAAACCAGGGGAAUUCACUGUGAAACGAAGGUACAACCAAUUUCAAUCACUUAAAGAUCAACUAAAAGAGUUCAGAGACAACACGCCACAAUCAAAGGUAUGGGGUGCUUUCCCAAAAUUCCCUGGAGACACUUUCAUGUCGGCGUAUUUCCCCGGUUAUAGGUUUAAACCAGAAUUCACGAAGCAGAGAGCACUUGAGCUCAAUCAAUUUUUACAAGCACUCCUCCAGCACCCAUCUUACACAUUCCACGACCUCAUGAUUAAAUUCUUAACACAACCAGACUUUGAAAUUGUCAAACUUAAAACUAAGAUUGUGUUUGGAAAUGAGUCAGAGUCCUCCUCUGAGGAUGUCUAA
Molecule: messenger RNA, 822 nt
Organism: Entamoeba invadens IP1
Lineage: Eukaryota; Evosea; Mastigamoebida; Endamoebidae
Exons: 2
Coding region: 1-822 (273 amino acids)
Cellular component (GO): endosome
Molecular function (GO): phosphatidylinositol binding
Source: RefSeq, a predicted model, not a curated record